Poecile atricapillus (Black-capped chickadee) is the source of this 9208-nucleotide messenger RNA. RefSeq names its product nuclear factor I A (gene NFIA). Gene Ontology annotation, biological process: regulation of transcription by RNA polymerase II. The record is from RefSeq and is a predicted model, not a curated record. Bases 370 to 1992 code for a protein of 540 amino acids. Lineage: Eukaryota; Metazoa; Chordata; Aves; Passeriformes; Paridae. Gene Ontology annotation, molecular function: DNA-binding transcription factor activity, RNA polymerase II-specific; RNA polymerase II cis-regulatory region sequence-specific DNA binding. The transcript has 12 exons. Gene Ontology annotation, cellular component: nucleus.
GGCGGGCGGUGCGCGGCGCAGAGCGGAGGGGCGCGGAGCGGAGCGGAGGGGCGCGGAGCGGGGGCGGCGGAGGGGCGCGCAGCGAGCGCUAUGCCUUUAACGGCGCGCGGGGCAGGCAUGCCGAGCGCGUAGUGCGGGAAAGUCGAGGCGGGGUUAAAGUUCAGCUCAUGGAGCGGCUCCGCGCUGGCUGCAGUUUGGCAGAGUUGGAAAUGUGAAAGCAAGAAGCAGGCUCGGGGCUCCCCCUCCUCUCCUCUCUCUCUCUCUUUUUUCCCCUCCUCUCUCUCCCUCUCCCUCUGUCUCUCUCCCCCUCUCUCUCUCCCUCUCUCCCCGCACACGCACACCUCCAAACCGCAGCCCCCCGCAGCAGUCAUGUAUUCUCCGCUCUGUCUCACCCAGGAUGAAUUUCAUCCCUUCAUCGAAGCACUUCUGCCUCACGUCCGAGCGUUUGCAUACACGUGGUUCAACCUGCAAGCCCGAAAAAGAAAAUACUUCAAAAAACAUGAAAAACGCAUGUCAAAAGAGGAAGAGAGAGCCGUGAAGGACGAACUGCUAAGUGAAAAACCCGAGGUAAAGCAAAAAUGGGCAUCCAGACUUCUGGCAAAGCUCCGGAAAGAUAUCAGGCCUGAAUUUCGGGAGGAUUUUGUUCUCACAGUCACAGGAAAAAAGCCUCCGUGUUGCGUUCUUUCCAAUCCAGACCAGAAGGGCAAGAUGAGAAGAAUUGACUGCCUUCGCCAGGCAGAUAAGGUCUGGAGGUUGGACCUUGUUAUGGUGAUUUUAUUUAAAGGUAUUCCGCUCGAAAGUACUGAUGGCGAGCGCCUUGUAAAGUCCCCACAGUGCUCUAACCCCGGGCUGUGCGUACAGCCCCACCAUAUAGGAGUUUCUGUUAAGGAACUCGAUUUAUAUUUGGCAUACUUUGUGCACGCAGCAGAUUCAAGUCAAUCUGAAAGUCCCAGCCAGCCAAGUGAAGCUGAUAUUAAGGACCAGCCAGAAAAUGGACAUUUGGGCUUCCAGGACAGUUUUGUCACAUCAGGUGUUUUCAGUGUGACUGAGCUAGUAAGAGUCUCACAAACACCGAUAGCUGCAGGAACAGGCCCUAAUUUCUCCCUCUCAGAUUUGGAAAGUUCUUCAUACUACAGCAUGAGCCCAGGAGCAAUGAGGAGGUCUUUACCUAGCACAUCCUCUACCAGCUCCACAAAGCGUCUCAAGUCUGUGGAGGAUGAGAUGGACAGCCCUGGUGAGGAGCCGUUCUACACAAGCCAAGGGCGCUCUCCGGGCAGUGGCAGCCAGUCCAGCGGAUGGCAUGAAGUGGAGCCAGGAAGAGGAAACUCACUGGUCAAACCCUUGGACACCAGAAUAGUUGCAUGCAGUUUCCCAGGGAGCCAGAUAGCUCUAAAGCUUCCCAGAUAUCUAAGAAACCCCGAACACCGCGGAGCACUUCAUGGAAUGCCAUCGCCAACUACAUUAAAGAAGUCAGAGAAGUCUGGUUUCAGCAGUCCCUCGCCUUCGCAGACCUCCUCCCUUGGAACGGCUUUCACACAGCACCAUCGACCUGUCAUUACAGGACCCAGAGCAAGUCCACAUGCAACACCAUCGACUCUUCAUUUUCCAACAUCACCCAUUAUUCAACAGCCUGGGCCAUACUUCUCACACCCAGCAAUCCGCUAUCAUCCUCAGGAGACUCUGAAAGAGUUUGUCCAACUUGUCUGCCCCGACGCUGGUCAGCAGGCUGGACAGGUGGGGUUCCUAAAUCCCAAUGGUAGCAGCCAAGGCAAGGUGCACAAUCCAUUCCUUCCUACCCCAAUGUUGCCACCACCACCUCCGCCACCAAUGGCUAGGCCUGUGCCUCUGCCAGUGCCAGACACAAAACCUCCAACCACAUCAACAGAAGGAGGGGCCACCUCUCCCACUUCUCCAAUCCUGGUACCUGGGAUAAAAGUCUCCGCUUCCCACCACGCACCGGACAGACCACCAGACCCCUUCCCACCUCUGUAACACGGAAGCAGCAGCAACGCAGCGCAGCGACUUCACAUCGGCGGAAGGGGAGGCGAGCAGACACCGACAGCAAACUCGUACAUGGAAAUGGCAAACGUUAUGGUUGAAUGGCAAAGGCCGUAACUUUUCUCUCGAGAUUUGAUUUUAAUUUUUCUUUUUUUUUUUUUUAAUUUUUUUUUUUUUUUUUUUUUUUUUUAGACAACUUUAGGACUGUUGUAAUUUCUCAUAUGGUGCUGGAAAUGGUUGGGCUUCAUAACUUUUGAAGUGUUUCAUUGGUAGUGUAAGCGUUAGGUGACACUGAGUAGAACUAGCCUCUGCUGCUGCUUACCAACUCGCUGUUGUAACACACUUUCCAUAUGGAGCCUAACUGUUUUACAGUAUCCUCAUCGGAUUUUCCCGUACAGGUGUGAGACUUCUUGAGAAAUCAUGAAACACACUUAAACUAUAACUUUUGUAGUAGCUGAAUUCUGCAAUAUAUAACUUACCGGACAGACAUAGAGCAUGUUUUUUUUUUUUUCUGUAACAUAUCGGGGGGAAAAAAAAGAAAAAAAAUGCAGGUUUCUUUUUUUUGUUGUUGUUGUUGUUGGGGUUUUUUUUUCUUUUUUUUUUUUUUUUUUUUUACAGUCGGCACUUAGAGAUGUAACAUGAACCAUAAGAGCAUUGUCAACAAUUUUUUUCCACUCGAUUGCAGAGCGAUUUAAAACAUCAAACUACUACUAUUCACUAAAAAAAAAAAAAAGAAAAAAAAGAAAAAAGUUUGAAAUGCUGCACUUACAUUUAAAAAAAAAACAUUUUUCAACAAUUUUCAACAAUUACACAAAAAUUCACGCAGAAAUGGGGAAGUUGGUCUGUUUUGACAGAAACUGACAGGAAUCAAUCAAAACAAUCGAAUUUUGAAUUGAGUAAAGUGCAAUUUCAUUGGAUAGCUAAAUAUCUUUGUAAGAUAGAGAUUGUUGAAAAUUCUAUUUUUGUUUUCCAAGUCCUUCCACCCCAGGACUCUAAAUUAUUGGGGUAAAAAACAGCCUUGCAAGAAAAAGGGGAGCUAUUUUUGCUUUUUAUGUUUUUUAUUGUUGAACUUGUAUCCCUUUAAAACUGAAGGAAAAUUAAAAAAAAAAAAAACAAAUCUAAUGGUGCUUUUACCACAAUAUGUUAACUACAUUAAAUGCUAAUUAAUCAUUUUCUGUUAUCAAAGCACAUAACUAAAAUUAAAUCAUAAUAUCUGUUAAUUUUAUAAGCUAAAAGUCACUAUAAUGGAUUAUGCCAAUUCUGACAAAUUUUACGUGUUUCCGGCAAUAUAGGGUUUAUCAGUUCUCAAACACCUUGGGAAUAAGAGAGAACGGUCCAGAAAGUAAAACACCUUUGUGUCCCUGAACUGGUACAUUUUCUGGACUGUGAAGAAAUCAUUACAGAAAUGAACGAUGCUGAUCUUCUUACAACUUAUGCCAGUUCAAAGCAAGGGCACUUGCUGAAGAAGAAAAAAAAAAAAACAAAAAAACAGACAAAUAAGUAGAAAAUGGAAAAAAAAAAAAAAAAAAAAAAAAAAGAAGUUUGGACCCCAAACGUCCUGUAUCUUAUGUACAAAAAAAAGGAAAAAAAAAGAAAAAAAAAAAGAGUGCAAGUGAUUUUUUCUAUCAGACAGCGGAGCACCCCUUUGCUUCACAUGCAACUUUAAGAAGGUUUCCUAUACUAUACAUAUAUAUACGUUCUGGUUGGCGAGUCCAGCUAAUCAGAGAAAGUCUCUGCAUGUUCUAGUGUUAGUAACUAAUUUUUAUAUAGUUAAUGUAGGGUAAAGUAGAGUGCAUUAAGACACAAUAUUGUAAUCCCUAUUCCAGGCACUUGCCUUUAAACUAUGUUUGUUCGACCCUUCAGAAGGGUUUCUACUACUGUCCUAUACAAUCAAGUAACUGAAAUUCUUGGGAAGACACUUUGCUCCUCAUCUUUUCCCUGAAACGAUGUUUUGUUUUGUUUUCUUAAUUUGCACGAAACAAAAAAAAAAAAAAUUCCAUAUCAAUGUGCCUUGCCCUGGAUAGCGAUUAUUUGUGGAAUUGUUGCACAUGUUCCUAUAUUGAAAGGGGUUUUUCCCUAGUCAAGCAUUUGGAGACACUUUUUGUAAAUGUGACUUUUAUGUCAGCCAUUGUCAGUUCCAACAUCUAGAAUUAAAUAGGAUGUUAGUUGUUCCGCAGAUAGGAGUAGUGUUUAUUGUCCUGUAUGGUCAGUGGCAGUGCUAUUCUGAGAUCUGUAGAUGCUAGAUUAUCAGUAUUUUUGGAUGUUGCUGCAUUUUACCUUUUAUUUGGAGUCUUCCUUUUUUUGUUUUGUUUUCUCCCAGAUAUAUGAAAAUAUGCAAUACCUGCUUAUAUCAUGUAGAAAAGCUUAGCAAUUAUUAAUUUUUCUUUUAAUUUUUUUUUAUUUGACCAAAGUUGGUGCUGCACUUGACGCAGUGUGUUUUAGGUGUUUGUCUUUGUACUUUUGUGAUUUUUGAAUGCACAUGCAGGAAGGGCUCUUCUUAGAGAAGCAGUCAAACUGUGAAGCACUAAGCUGAACCCUGCUUCAAGCAAUUUUUGUUUUACAACUGUUCCUUUCACAAGCAAGCCUUAAAAAAAAAAAAAACUUCCUUUUUCUUCAGAUCCCACACCCAUUUUUAUUAGCAGACUGCAAUCAAUCCACAUUCAAUAAAAGUAUAUAAUGCCCAUUUUUAUAUGCACGUUUUUAAACUUCCAAGUUCUGAAAAUUGUUUACUGGUUAUUCUCUAUUUAAGGAAAAAAUAAAAUGUUUUGGAUUUUCAUAUGUGUCUGAUAAGUGGUUGAGUAGUCAUUUUGCUCUAUUGUAUUGUGUGAUUGUUAGUAUAUGGUAUCACAUCCUCUAGCCAGCAUCCUUUGCCUUCCCUAUAGCACUUAGCUGGGCAUUACUUUAUUAAGACAUAUGUGCACUAAAAAAAAAAAAAAAUAGCAGCUUUCAGUGCUUCACAGUGAAGGGAAAAAAGCCUAGACAAACAUUUUGUCAGAACCUUGCUAUGAGACAAGGUAUUACCAGUAAAUUGGUUGUAUAUACAAUAAAAUUGCACCCUUUUUUAAACAAAACAAACUAAGCAAUAGUUUGGGCAGUUAGUUGUUUUUAGUGAGCAUGUUGUAGUCAUGGCUGCAAAGAGAGAGAAUUAAACUGCCCACUCAGAAGAUAUGUAAUUUGUAUGUUGUAUAGUUUUAUUGAUUACACUGAUUUAUUCUACCCUAUUUUAUAAUGCAGGACUUUUGUAAUGUUGUUUAAAUGAGGAAAAAUUUCUGUCAAAUUAGCUUAGUGGAAUUUCUGAUUGUUCGUUAUAAAGGCAGCGUUCAUAGAAUUGCUUUUUUUUUUUUUUUUUUCCUUUGGGAACUGGAUUUAAGUUAAAAACUUUCCCGUUUCCUUUUUUUGUAUGUAUUUAAAUACAGUUAUUUUUCUUCUCUCAAUGGUAUAGCAUAUUCCUAUGCUUGAGAAGUAUAGGCUACUGAAGAACCAUUGUAAAUGGACAUUACAGGUAUGCUGUAUUUUUGAAGGUAUUUUUGUCAUAUUAAGUUUGAUGACACUAAAGUUAGGGAACUCUGAGCAGAAUUGCGAGAAAAAAAAAUGUUUUAAAGGCUUUAAAACAUUAGGUAGGAGGUCAAGGGUGUUAACCAACAGGGGUUGUAAAGUAUUACACACUAAAUUCAGUUUGCGUUCACCUUCCUCUCACGCAGGAAACGCGGCAGUUCCGUUCUGUGCAGGUGUAGAGAACAAACAGUGUUUUAGUCCUUUAGAGGAGCGGGGAGGCGAGCAGGGAUGGGCAGGAGGGAUGGAGCAUCCAUGCCUCCACCCACCCACCCAGCCAGCCAUCCAUCCAUCCAUCCAUCCCUGGAUGGUCCCGGCAUGCGGGUGGCAGCGGAGCCCCGGCUCCGUGCAGGGCGCUCCUUUGGAGUCACCCUACAACUUUUUUUUCCUCCCUGCCUCCUUCUCUCCAGAACUGUCAGACGCACAAAUUCUCUGACCUGUGCCCACCCCCGCCCAUCCAAAUUUAAAGCCCUAGGGAUGGCUUAGCGCGAAUUGACUUUUUCCCAAGUUAAUUCCUUUCUUUUUUCCCCUCUUUUUUCGGGUUUUUUUUUUUUUUAAAUUUUUUUUUUUUUUUGAGCGAGGGCACUUGCUUUUCUCAUGCCGCACACCCCAGCAAUGCCAUUAUUAUUUAUUCUUCUUCCUUUAUAAUAAAAGAAAACAAACUUUCGGGCUUCAAGUUUAGGCAGCCAUGGUACACUUUGUCUCUGUUGCUUGUUCCCCCACCCCUUAAGGUCGAAGGGGAAAAGAACCACCAAGUUUUCUCAACUCCACAGUAUUCAGUCAGCCCACAGGAAUAUGCAAAAUCCCUCUAACAUUUUUUUUUUCUUUCUCUAGUUCUCUUUGUUCCGUAUAUUUGCAGCUUUGUAGUAACAGUGUUAUAAAAUAUUUACUGUACAAAAAUACAAAAAAACCCAGAUACAUAGCCUAAAACAGUUUUUUUUUCCUUGUGGUGAAUUAUUUUUUUUUUUUUUAAGAAUGUCAGUUAAUAUUGUACUUUGCAUUGUGUCUCUGGAAAUAUCUUUUUUUUUUUCUUUUUUUUUUAUUGGUAGAAGGCCUCCAUCGAACAAAAUUAAAACCAUAACCGGCAUGACAAUGUAAGGAGAGCUUCAAUGGCACCUAAACAAUAAAUAAAUAACAAAAUCAACCUCAUGAGGUCUGUCGGAGGCAGGUCUUGUGAAGUUAACACUGCCUGCUAGGCAGGAUUUUCAUUAAAUCAAGCUUACAAUGCCAAUUUUGUCUUGAAGUCAAUGCAUGUAUUACUGUUUGACAGUAAACCCAGCUAUGCCAUCAUCAAGUCCAAGGCUGCGCAAUAGUCUAAUUAGUAUCGAGUACAUUUUCCUUUUAUUUUUUCCAAUAAAAAAGCAGUGGGAUGAAAAUUGCUUUGAUAUAUAGCAGGUAACAUUGAAGCUAUUCCAUAGCACUUAACUGUAGUGAAUACUGUGUCACCAAUUCUGAAAUCAAUUUAAUGUUUAAUGCAAAUCCAUUACAUGGUGCUAUUACAGGCUGGCAAAAUGAUUUACAAAAAUGUGACAACUUGGGCUCAAUUCACUCUGCUUUCCAACAAUGUAAAUGCAUAGCAGUGUUUAUCUGCAUGAAAACUAUGCACUAAUCUAUCUGAAAAAAAAAAAAGAAAAGAAUAUAUCAACUUUGGUAUCUACUUUCCGUUUACUUCGAUCCUUGCCUUUUCGGUCAUUGUUAUAAUGCCAGCUUUAGGACAGAAAGAAUUAUAAGAAAACCAGCAUAAUACCUGAUAUAUUAAAAUGUAGUGCCUGUGAAAUCUGUAUUAUAUUGCUCUUCUGAAGUAAGAUUUUUCUACACCGGUAGCCUUCGCUGUCUGUCAGAACCUUCUGAUAUAGGUGAUGUAAAAUAACCGUACAAUAUUAAUGCAUGCUAUUCCAUAAUGCUUAGUAGCUGUAUGAAUAUUACUCAAAGUUAUGUUAGUCUUUUUUUCUGACUUGGUUCUUGUCAGAUAGGUUUAAAGAUAUUUCACUGAGAACGCAAAUUCUGUCUUUAUUGAUUUGGGGUGUUUUCAGUAUUUUGGAGGUAUACAUUUACUUAAAUUCAGUAUUACUUGUGUUUUGGGUUUUUUUUCUUUUUUUUCUUUUUUUUUCCUUUUCUUUUUUGUUUUUUUGUUUUGUUUUUUUUUUUUUUUCCUAGAGGGCAGGACAUGGUGUUUGAGACCAGAAAUCCGUGCCUGGUAAGAUUUUCGUCUCGAAAAGCUACCCUAAGAAUUUACAGAGCUUGCUCUGAAGAACAGUUCAAAUUGAAGGGACAGUCCUUUAAACCCACAAACGAGACCGAGCUCAUGUUGCGAGAGAUUUCUUAAUGGGCAGCGGUGAACCAGGUACCCAUGCUUGACCCUUCUUCACACCAGACUUCCUCAUAUAGAAAGAAAAAAACCCUUUAAAAAAAAAAAAAAGAAAAAAAGAAAAAAAAAACCUCAUGUGGUUGUUUAGUUUCAUGCACAGUUGCAAUAUUUUUCUUCAAACAAAUUCUGUACAAAACUUUGGGCCCGAUUCAUAAAAGCUCCUUUGCUAUUAACACGGGAGGCUGGUGGGCUUUUCUCCUCCAAAUUGAGGGUGGGCUUCGCCCUGGCGAGCCCCGCUGGCCCUGCUCUCCCUCCCCUUCCCCUCUCCGCCUCCCCCAGCCCCGCGGAGACCAGGAAUGGGUGGGAAGGGGCCGUGGAGGAGGCGAGGCAGCGCAGGACCAUGCUCCGAACCCCAGAGGUGCAGCUUGGCAGGAGGAAAAGGGGGAGGACGGCUCCGGCCGGUGCCGGGGGCUCGGGACACGGCGACUCGAUCACAAAACAGAUCUUGUCCGCACCAGAACAAAACGCGCUUGAUUGCUACCUCUGAGCUCUAGAGAAACCCUCCGUCGGGGCGAGCGCUCGCCCGCAAUGUGAACUUUUGUACUUUGGAUGCUUUUUUUUUUUUUAGGGAAGACUAUUUUCCACUUAGUUAAUCUUCUAUGCUCGAUCAUGAACAAAAACAAUUGUGUUGGGUGAAAUCCCCCCCCCUUUUAUCUGCAUCCACAAAUUAAUAUGAGGGGGAAAAACAAAAAGAAGAUGAGUUUCUAGACGGAGCAUGGUAGAGCGAGAGUGCCCGGCUCGGCAUCCGCCACCGACGCCGCUCGUCCUUGUUGCAACUGCUGCCUUGGGGACAGGGCCACGAAAUUCUUGGGAAAUACAAUCAAGGAGAAAUCUCCAUUUUGGCCAGCUGUGCGGGUUCUCCCGAACUCUGCCCCAGCCCAGCCCAGUCCCUCAGCGGCGGGUUGAGAUUUGAGGCGCUAAAAUUUCCACCGGCCGUGUGAAAGAUCUGCUGCAAAUUCACUUGACACCCGUGUUAAUACCAUGUCGUGUUCAUUUUUUUUUUAUGAGUCAGGCCCCUCGUGCCUCUAGUAUACUUGUAUUGACUCUCAUAGUUACCAUUUUAGUUUUACUGUGUUCUGUGAAAAAAAAUUGUAAUUGGUUGAGAAUCACUGUGGGCAUCCAUUCUUAUUCAACUAAGUCUCCGCAGGUUUUUUGAGCUGGUGUGGAUUAGUUUAACUCUUGUAUUCAACCAUUAGUGCUACCACCUUCUCACAUUACAAUACAAUUACUGGAAGCAAGUACUGCAUUUCCUAUGCAACAAAAAAGGAAAAUAAAAAAUUGCUAAUGCUA